Messenger RNA from Ruditapes philippinarum (Manila clam), 1163 nucleotides. RefSeq lists its product as uncharacterized. Gene Ontology annotation, molecular function: DNA binding. The transcript is spliced from 2 exons. The annotation marks the transcript as partial. Gene Ontology annotation, cellular component: nucleus. The record is from RefSeq and is a predicted model, not a curated record. Lineage: Eukaryota; Metazoa; Mollusca; Bivalvia; Venerida; Veneridae.
AGAUCGUGUUUGAUGGUCGAGUUGAUGCUAAUAAUUUUGUCCAUGGGGGUAUUACGACACUUAGUAAGGAGGAGGAGGAGGUUCUUGUGGAGCAUUUAGAGGCAAUGAGUCUUCUUGGCUAUGGUUAUACCAACACUAAGCUGCAACAGAUAGCAGGUGAACUGGCUUUUGAUAUGGGAAAGAAAGAGAAAAACAAACCCAUGAGCAACAACUGGUUGUAUGGUUUUUUAAAUAGGUGGAAAACGCGUUUAGCAUCCUAUCUCCAAGCAGUAACUUCACCACGCUCUACCACAACAACACUCAUUGGUUGUGUCAAUGUCAUUGGUAAUACUGUUCCACCUUUCUUUGUGUUCAAAGGAAAAAGAUUUAAUAGUGACUUGAUGAAUGGAGCAACCUUUGGUGCAAGAGGGGAGAUGUCUGAUUCAGGAUGGUCGAAUGGUGAGCUGUUCUCAACAUACCUUAAGGAGCACUUUCUGCCAUAUGCAAGGUCAGGCACUGAUGAUUCACAAGUGAUUCUUCUGUUGUUUGAUGGUCAUUCUUCACACGUUUCACCAAGUUUAAUUAAGUGGGCAAGAUCUCGAAAUUUGAUUCUUUUCUGUUUACCAGCUCACUCAUCACAUUUUCUUCAACCACUGGAUGUUUCACUUUUUGGCCCAUUCAAGACAUUCUACUAUUCAGAAUGUUCCUCCUUCAUGCAGAAGAAUAUUGGACAGGUUAUCACCAGAUAUGACAUGUGUCAAAUAGCAUGUAAGGCGUACUUGAAGGCGAUGACACCUAUUAACAUUCAAGCUGGAUUCCGGAAGACAGGUAUUUAUCCUUUGUCUAAGGAUGUAGUUCCAAUGGAAAAGCUUUUUCCAGCUGAAGGCUUCAGGGAAGAAGAACCAGUUAAAAAAGUGAAAGCGCUAAGGCACGGAAAAGAGGCUGUUGAAGACUUCUUACAAAAGAAAACAGAGUCUACAAGUACAAAGACAAUUGAAAAUGUCAACAACCUAUGUCAAAAGUGCAAUGGUAGUGUUGAGGUGAAGAAGAAAAUGAAGAAACCUAAACCUAGUGGGAGAGCAAUUACAGAGGACAGCUAUUUGAAAGAACUAGAAGAAUACCAAGAGGGAUUGAAAGGGACACAACCAUCAUCUCAUACUGAUUUAGAAGAUAAGGAAAAAUGA